UGUACUUCCUAUAUUUUGCUCGUUCUCUCAUUCCCCUUCCCGAAGGAGCUCUUCCCGCCUGCAGGGGGGCGUUAGGUGCGCGUUCUAACUCAGACUAACAGGAAGCGGGGCUACACUUUGAGGUGUAACGCCUCCCUCGUUCUGUUCGGGCAGUGUUAAGAUGGCGCCAUCAACCUCCAACUCACACGCUAAAGCAUUACUUAAACUGGAAGAUGAGAUUGAAGGGGAUCGAAUCGGCUCCCGCGACUAUCGCUUUUCCGGAAUUGGAGUGCCGGUCCCUAUUAAAUCCGGCGGCAGUGCUCCAUAUGACACUGAGAACGAAAUUCCUCCACUGCAGCCUCUUGCUGUCUCAGAACGCUCUGGCCUCAUCUUCGUAGCCCAUUCGGACGGGUUUUGUGUUGCGAGGACGCAUGAUGUUUUGGCGUCAGCCCAAGAGCUUAAAGAAAAGAAUGCUGGACUCUCUGUUCAGGACAUCUGUGUUGUGGACAUAUCUAUUGGAAAGGUUUCCAUAUUGGCCUUAUCCGGGGAUGACUCACUGCUUGCUGUUACUGUCGGUACUAAAGUCCACUUCUUUCCCGUUAGUACCCUACUCCAUAAGGAGCAAAACCCAUCCUUUUCAUUUUCAAUCGACGAUUCAAGUUUUAUCAGAGACAUGCAAUGGGCUAAACAUGAGGAGAAGAUAUAUCUUGUUCUUUCCAGUGUAGGGAAACUGUAUUGCGGACAUGGUCAAAAUCAUGCUAAUUAUGUAAUGGACAAUGUUGAUGCUGUUGGAUGGAGUGCCAAUGGUAACAGUGUUGCUGUCGUGAGGAACAAUACCAUCAGUAUUCUUUCGUCACAGUUCGAGGAAAAGCUAAGCUUGGUGCCAUCAUUCAAGUUAAUACUUAAUGACUCUGAUGCUGGAUCUGUAAUUAAAGUGGAUGCUGUGAGAUGGGUUCGUCCAGAUAGCAUUGUGCUAGGAUGCAUUUACAUAAACAACAAUGGUGAGGAAACCUAUGCCUUGCAAAUUAUCACAUGCAAGAAUGGUGAAAUUGAUAAUGACUCUUCUAAGCCAGUAAUUCAGUCCUUCACAGAUGUCUUUGCAGAUUUCCGUUCUGAUGUUGUUCCUUUGGCUAGUGGACCUCACCUCUUUUUCAGCUACUUAGAUAAUCAUGGGAUUGCAUUCGUUGCAAAUAGAAAGAACUUGGAUCAGCAUAUUUUAUUGUUUGGCUGGUCGAUAGGUGAUGGAACGAAUAAAAGUGCAAUGAUUGAUAUGCUGGAGGAUAGAUGGUCUCCGGAAAUUAUUCACUUAGAAAGUGGAGAUGAUAUUUUUGUCUUGGGACUUGCUAUCGACAAGGUUUCCCAACAGAAAGGACUCAAGAUGUUGCUUGGUGACAAUGAAGAAAAAGAGGUUUCACCCUGCUGUCUUUGUCUAUGCCUUUCUAGUGAUGGAGGGCUUUCAAUUUUUCGCUUCGCUAGUGCUGCAGGUGAUUCAGCUACAUCGCCAGUCUUUGUAUGCCCUGAUGAAAUAGAUAACACUUCUGCAGUGGCAUUGUCAGAAGUUAAGAAACAGGAUGUAGAAGACGGGGGACAGAAAUCUAAUAAUAAACUAGAUAAAAGUGAAUCGGAUAGAAAAGCUGCUGGAGUUUUUGAAAAGAGUACUCAACAAUCUCUACUUUCCAAAGAGGAUUAUGGGACCCGAAACCAGGUUGCCAACGCACACCCGAACUUGGUGAGUGAGGAUCAGCAUAAACCUUCUGUUAUGAAGCUAAGUCUAGACAUGGGUGGAUUACAGUCGCCUCUUCAAGUAAAACAAGGUGAAGAUGUGAAUGACCCAUCAGUACAUGCUUCUCAGCCUGCAAACUCGGAAACUCUAGUUAACAGUUUAAGUGUGAAAGCAAUGCAUACAUCUAUUGAAGCCAAAAAUUGUAUAGGUUCUGUUCCUGCUACAUCCUCAAAUAAUUACGGCCAAACAUUUGGCAAAAGUAUACAGACAGAUCCUACAAUAGCAGUGCAAGGGAGGACAAUGUCAACUGGCUUUUCCCAUUCUGCAUCUUUUACUGGCACCUUAAGAAGUGAUGAAAAAUCUCCUUUACAAACCUUUGGUAACAUUCAACAGAAAGUUGCAGAUGAUUCGGAUAUAACUGUGCUUCCUUUGUCCGGUGGUCAUCCUCAAAGCUCUUCACUGUGGAGUCAGUCUGACACAACUUCAGUUGAUUAUUCUAAGCAAAGGGUCAUGCCCUGGGCCCAGAGCAUCAAGUCAUCAUCUCCAUUGCAGCAAAAUGUUUUAUUGCAGAAGUACUCAAAGCCUCAACCCAGAAGAAAUUCUUCCGAGAGGAUCCAGCCCAAGCAGUUUCACAAUGCUGAAGAGAUGACUAGAGAACUUGAUGACCUUCUACAAGAGAUAGAAGGUGAUGGGGGUUUUUUAGAUGCGUGCAUUACUAGCCAGGAGAGUUCAGUUAUGACUUUAGAAGAGGGCAUACAGGCUCUAUCUGAAAAGUGCAAGAUGUGGAGAGGAAUAAUGGAUGAACGGAAAUGUGAGAUUCAGGUCCUCUUUGACAAGACAGCAAAAGUUUUGGCCAAGAAAGUAUACAUGGAAGGCAUUUUCAAGCAGGCCACUGAUAGCCGAUACUUGGACAUGUGGAGUCGCCAGAAAUUGUGUUCUGAACUUUACUUGAAACAAGUACAUAUAAACGAUAUGAGAAAGGUCCUAACCAAUCAGCUCAUUGAAUUGGAAAAACACUUCAACAUUCUUGAGAUAAAUGCUUUUGGAGAAGGAAAAGGAGGAAUGACAAUGAAUCUAAGAGGCUCACAAUGCAAUCAUGGACCAGGAAGGAAUGCACAUUCCUUCCAUAGCUUAAGAGGAGCAGUGAAUGCACAACUAACAGCAGCAGAGCAGCUAUCUGGAAAUCUCUCAAAGCUGAUGACUGAUUUGAACAUAGACUCUUCUGUAGGCAGGCAAAAUGUUAGAAAGGAAUUGUUUGAAACAAUUGGACUGUCCUAUGAUGACAACACCUAUAGCUCUCCUGGUAAGGAAAUAGCAUGGAGUACCCCUUUAAACAGGGAAAGGUCUGUUUCUUUAGCUGCAAAUGGGCAGUCCCGUAGAAAGCUAACAAAUACUGCAAAGAGUUCUGAACCAGAAACUGCAAGAAGACGUCGCGAUUCUUUGGACCGGAACUGGGCUUCUUUUGAGCCUCCAAAGACAACAAUAAAAAGAAUACUCCUGCAAGAAGAUCACAAGAAGGAAAGUGCUAGUAGCUCAGCUUUGUCAGCUUAUAAACAACAGUUUGGUUCUCAGUUACAUGAAAGAUCAACUUCUGCUGGCUCAAAUUUCUCUAGUGCAUCUUCAACCUCUUUUCAACAGAAACUCAAAAGCACUGGAUUUCCAGAAAUCUCAGUGGAAUUAUGUGAUAAACGUACUGCUCGUGCAACCCUGUGGGCCGACGACCGUGAAAAACCUGAAGGCAAACUUUCAUCAGCACUAAAGUCCUCAAUGCCAUCCCUGGUUGAACCCAAGUCAACCUCUCCUGAUCAAGGUAUUCAAAAAGGUGGAAAAGUAAACGAUGAAAGUCCAACCAGCACCACUCCUUUUCUUGUGAAUUCCGCACCGGGUCCAUCAAAACUCGCUCAGCAGUCUGAAACCAAACUGAAGAAGCCUUCCCUUGACAUCCAGAACUCGGAAUUAAACACUACUACUGAAUUUUCCUUCUCUGGUGCAAGUAGUGCUGCUUCUGCCUUUAAUAUCUCAGGAAAUUUUAAACAUAAAAGCCAAACUACUGAAACCUUAGUAUCUACUUUGGCUCAAUCUUUGAACUCUGCAUUCCCUCCUGCUAAAUUCGAUUUUCCAUCAAUACCUAUUUCAUCUUUUAGUUCCCCGUCUUCCUCAAAUGUCAAUUUACAAACAUCAGCAUCUACAACUCCAUUAUUUACAUCCCCUACACCUGAAAAAAUUAGUUUUCCAUCAAUAUCAGAUAACUUUUCAUCAGGUGAACCAACAACAGAUGGCUUUACGUCCAUUCCUAAAGCCAGUUGUGGUUCCAACCAAUCAACCUCACUGUCUCAGUCAUCGCUAGUUGCUUCCCAAAGAAGUUUGUCUUUUCAUAUCUUGGAUCCUCAGAAUGUGGGGCCAUCAGUUGUUAUUCCUGAGAGUGAGAGACACAACCCUGAACCAUCGUCUCAAAUCCCCACAUCAAACGUUGAUACAAAAGAUGAUAUGAGUUCUGGAAAUCCACAAUCCAUUCUAAAUGUUACAUCCAACUCACAAGUUGGGAUUUUGGCCCAAUCAAAAUCAACGAAUGAACAUUCAUCAGACAUACAAUCUGCAAAUCAGACGAUCACAUCUGGCUUCUCAAGUUCUACCUUAGGUGUGGGGCUGAAUGAGAAACAGAAAGCGGCAACUUUCCAGACUGCCAAAGGGGAGAAGAAUGAUGAUACUGUCAGUACAGUCUUUGAGGAGGAUGAGAUGGAAGAGGAAGCUCCCGAGGUGAAUCAGGUAACUGAACAAACAUUAGGAAACCUGGCUGGGUUUGGAUUAGGAGUUCCUAAUAAUGUACCUAUUGCAAAACCAAACCCAUUUGGUGCCUCAUUGCCGUACAAUAUUGCCCCCACUCAAGCAAGCUCUACCUUCCUAAUGACUGCUCCUGCAGGUGAACUAUUUAGACCAGCAUCUUUCAAUUUCUCAUCACUACAGCCUUUGCAGCCUCCAACAAGCUUUAGUAGCAUUUCCAGUGGUGGAUUUACUUCUGGUAGUGUGAGUCAAACCCCUACUGGGAGUGGAUUUGGUCAACCAUCUCAGAUUGGACGUGGAAAUAAUGCAUUGGGAUCUGUUCUUGGUACUUUCGGACAGUCGAGACAGCUUGGAAGUGGACUGCCUGGAAGUUGCUCUGCAUCUGCCAUUGGUAUUGGAACUAGCUUUGUAAGCAAUAAUAGUAAUAGCUCAGCUGGCAGUUUUGGAGUUGGUGGGUUUGGUGGGGCCUCUGCUGUCGGUGGUGGCUUUUCUAAUUUGGCUUCAACCGGUCGUGGAUUUGCGGCCGCUGCCACUGGGGGUGGAGGAUUUGCCUCUGCCGCCACGGGGAUUGGUGGGUUUGCCGCAGCUGCAACUGCAAGUGGGUUCAGUGCCACUCCCACGGCCGGUUCAGGUGGUGGCAUGUUUGGAGGUUUUAGCAACCCACAAGGUGGCGGAGGCUUCUCAGAUUUUGGCAGUUCUGUUGCUGCAAAACCCGCAUCUCAACUCUUCACUCAGAUGAGAAAAUAGUCUCAAGGAGGCUGGCCUCCUGACACAUGAUGGUUAUGUUUGUUUGUUGUAACGUAGUGUCUCCGUUGUUCAGGUCAAUUCAUAUAGUUGAUCGUUUCUGUCAGCCUUUCUUUAUGAAUUGAAAUAUUACUGCAGUCAAUUCAAUGCCAAAAUUUGUUUCCUUUUCCCCAAGUAUUGGAAAUGGGGGUAUGAAAGGAAUUAAGGAAUACAGAUAUAAAUGAAGAAAAAACAGUGAAUUUGUUCAAUUGCAUUAACAACAGUCAAUUCAAUUGAUCAAUUGCAUUAAGAUUGUAUUAAGAGUAUGGGUGGACACAUACUUGUUAAGGCUGGAAUUCCCACCAUUAAAGUAUUAUGAACCGUGGUUAUAGAGUUGAAUCUGGGUUCAGUGUCUCCUAACUUGCGAAGGUUCUUGAAUCUUGGGGUGUGAUUGUGUGAAGAGUUCUAGUUUUUAACCCGAGAUUGGAUCUAUCUGUACAUCAGACAAACAUUAAUCGAAUUGAAGUCUUGAAGAUUAAAUUGCUCCUUGAAGGCUUGAAGCUUCACACGUGACAGACACUAUUCAAUUGCAAAAUUAACUCUACAAAUAAUUAUAAUAG
Molecule: messenger RNA, 5826 nt
Organism: Cuscuta epithymum
Lineage: Eukaryota; Viridiplantae; Streptophyta; Magnoliopsida; Solanales; Convolvulaceae
Source: the annotation of a GenBank genome assembly